AAAUUAAUUGUUCAUAACCUUUCAAACAGAUAACCACAAAAGUAACGAAACAAGCGUCCGUCUAGUUUGCUAUAGAGAGUAUUAUUUGUUCAGGUGAAAAUAGUUCUUUGUAUAAUAUUGAUCGUCUCGAAACGCCUUUCACCGAUGGAACGCAAACCGGAAACUCAAAUUCAAAAUGCUCCAAGCGAUAUUAUUUCGUCGGUGAAAUUUUCUCCAAACACUAAUCAGUUCCUGCUUGUAUCGAGUUGGGAUUCCAGUGUUCGACUGUACGAUGUUGUCAACAAUACCCUAAGGCAAAAAUACUAUCACGAUGCGCCUGUUCUGGAUUGUGCGUUUCAUGAUUCAGUACGAACGGUCAGUGCUGGAUUAGACAAUCUCGUCAAAUUAUAUGAUCUAAACACACACGCCGAAAGCAUUCUUGGAAGUCACGACGCUGGUGUGAAAUGCGUUGAAUAUUCAUCUAAAGUGAACGGAAUCCUUACCGGAAGCUGGGAUAAAACCAUUAAAAUGUGGGACGUUCGCGAUAAAGACUGCGUCGGAAAAUACGAACAGAGCAAUGGAAAAGUUUACUCAAUGAGUUGCAUAGAUGAAAAAUUGGUUGUGGCCACCUCGGAGCGCAAAGUACUGGUCUGGGAUCUACGCAACAUGGGCCAAUAUUUGACACGACGGGAAUCAUCACUUAAAUUUCAAACAAGGGCGAUACGGUGUUUCCCGAACAAAGAAGGAUACGUUAUGAGUUCUAUCGAGGGUCGUGUGGCAGUUGAGUACUUCGAUAUGGAUCCGGAAGUACAGAAGAAGAAAUUUGCCUUCAAAUGUCACCGCUCAAAGGAAAACAAUAUGGAACUGAUCUACCCUGUAAACGCAAUCAGCUUCCACAACAUGUUCAAUACAUUUGCAACCGGCGGUUCCGACGGAUAUGUCAACAUUUGGGAUGGUUUCAACAAAAAACGGCUUUGUCAGUUCCAUCUGUAUGACAGUUCGAUUUCUUCUUUGGCGUUCAGUUACGAUGGUAGUACUCUUGCCAUAGCAUGCUCCUACCUGGAUGAAGCGGAAAUUCCACCGGAACCAUUGCCAGAACCAACACUAUACGUGCGAUAUGUGAGCGAAGCGGAGACCAAACCGAAAUAAGCUGUUUCAACGAGCAUUCGAAUUUAUUGUAGGAUAUUUCUUCGAGAUUUAUUGCUUUUAAUAAUAGUACGUAAUGAAAAGUAUACACUAGUA
This is a messenger RNA of Malaya genurostris, 1221 nucleotides long. RefSeq names its product mitotic checkpoint protein BUB3 (gene Bub3). Gene Ontology annotation, molecular function: ubiquitin binding. NCBI's taxonomy places the organism in Eukaryota, Metazoa, Arthropoda, Insecta, Diptera, Culicidae. The record is from RefSeq and is a predicted model, not a curated record. Gene Ontology annotation, cellular component: kinetochore; bub1-bub3 complex; mitotic checkpoint complex. The transcript has 2 exons. Gene Ontology annotation, biological process: mitotic spindle assembly checkpoint signaling. Bases 145 to 1128 code for a protein of 327 amino acids.